Tyto alba (common barn owl) is the source of this 3008-nucleotide messenger RNA. It is a transcript of the gene CUNH11orf52, whose product is annotated as chromosome unknown C11orf52 homolog. The record is from RefSeq and is a predicted model, not a curated record. Bases 100 to 456 code for a protein of 118 amino acids. The transcript is spliced from 4 exons. NCBI's taxonomy places the organism in Eukaryota, Metazoa, Chordata, Aves, Strigiformes, Tytonidae. Gene Ontology annotation, cellular component: extracellular exosome.
CAGACACUCCCUUGGAAUAGCCAGGGGCCGAGCAGGAACCAGGAAAUACAAGUUCUCCCUGUCCAGAAAACCCUCCUGCUUCAUGGAAGAAGGAGCGACAUGGGCAAUCUCUGCAGCUGCGGGCGACCAUGGAACUGUUCUUCACCUUUUAAGAAAAAGAAAGAAAAGCAAGGAACUAAUGUCAGACAUGAGAGCCAACAGCAUCAGCUUGGCAGGAAGGUUCCAACAUAUGAAGAUGUCCCGGAAUUUCCUGUCUAUGCCACUGUGAGUAAACCCAAGAGCAUGAAGCAGGAUGACAGCAUUCAUUACGCAGACAUCCAAGUGUUCACCAAAGUCCGGGAGCGCUCUGCAGCAGAGGUGAAGAACUUACAAAUGCAGAAUGCCACAGAGUAUGCCACCCUUAACUUCCCCCGGCCCAGGCUGAAAUACGACAGUAAGAAUGGGACCCUGGUAUAAAAAGCCUGUUGGUCCCCUCUUCUUUCAGUAGCAAAAGGAUUUCACAGACUUAAGAUGCUGUAGAGGCAAGCUAACCUCAUGGACACAUCGUCUCCCUGAAAGUGCAGAGAGGCUGUGUCUUCCACCUGCAUUUCUCUUUGGAGGACACAGACAUAUUUAUUCUCACAUGAUGAGUAGUUUCCUACCUGAUUCUGCUGAAAAAAAACACCUCUUCCCCUUGGAUGAGUUGCCUCUGAAGUUGGCAACUAAUUUCUUCUCAGAAGUGUGAGAAGACAGAGCUGUUCCUUGGCUGAUGAAGGCUAAAACCACAGCUCAGAGCUGCAGUGAGAAAGUUCUGCUAUGACACAGGACCAUUUGCAUGCUGCUCUGUAGAUGGAUUUGGAAACAUGGCAUACAGGAUUUGAUAGUGGAACAAGGGAGAUGUUCCCACAGGAUUUUAUGUCAAGAAACUUCUGCAAUGUGCAGAAUGACAUGUGGAUGAUACUGUGAAGAAAUGGCAUGAAGCCUUUAACAGUAUCUACUGCAAUAUCUUCCUCCAACACCUGCCAGUGUAACUGCAGUCACGCACUAUGUGCGUCCCCUUUUCUCAAAAGGCAGUAUUCUAUAACCAUGCACAGCACACUAAAACCAAGGCCAGAAAUGCAGAAUUAACGGAGAAGUACAGAACAACUUCUUUCACUGAAGGGCUGUACAGAUAUGCAUCCUUACCCCAACAUGCACAGAAGUGAGCAGCGAGCUCUUGGCUCUGACUGUAAACAAAACAAGGAAAAUUCUCAAUUUAACUGCAAAGCAGCCAUUUAAAAGCCACUGCCUAUAUUUAGGGCAGUUUUACAGUCCUUAGAGUACAGCAGCUGUCUGCAUGCCUGAGGGAAUGAAUCCUGGUCAACUUUAGAGAGGGCUUUGGACCUUUCCUCCAUUUUUUCUCAUUUUGUACUGUCAGCUUUAGUUAUAAAACCCAGUAAUAUAGAGCGCACACCAUGUGCUGUUUUCUGCUAACCCCCCCAGACACACCUUUGAGAGUUUAUUUAUGGAUUUAUAAUAGUGUUAGUAAUGCAGUAAAGCAAUUAUCCAAAAGGCUUCUGCCACUGGACUGAACUUGGCAGUUGCAGCAUUGGCAGUUGAACAGGGCUCCCAAGAAGUAUCUUCAGGCACUAAAUCAAUGCUUGGCACAUUCUGUUCCUAAAUAAUGGUCUGCAUAGCUAAAUGCAGAUCGUGGGACAACCUGUUUAUUGUCAGUGUUUAAAAAUGGACAUCCUGGUACAUUUUAUAAGCAUACAAAAUUUUGCAUAUUAUGGUUCAACUAAAUGUAAGAAGCAUGGAGGAGUUCCUGCUCGUUACAAAUAAUAAAGCUGGUAUGGGCAGUGUUUGAUAAAAUGGAAGUGUUUUGAGGACCAAUCCAACAUUUUCUCUACUUUUUGCCCAUGUUAUCCAGUAGACCUCAGCAGGGCUACUGUAAGGCCAGAGUAACGUUUGCAGGAGAAGGCCCCUUUUUUAUAAUGGAUACAGUAUAUUUUUCUACCUGAAAAGGGGUUUUUUGCCUAUGCUAUCCAGCUGGCCUCAGUGGGGCUGUUGUAGGGUUUGCAAUAGAAGGCCCUUCAUUUAUAAUAGGUACAUAAUUAUGUUAUUGGAAGGGCUGGUCCUUUUGAGUGCCAAGGAUUCCUCUUUCUGCUCUUCCAAGUUCCUUUCUGUACUUCAUGCCCAGCACGAAAACAUGUCCUUUGACUGAGGAGGAUUGAAUGGGCACGGGAUUUACUUACAAGAGUGUGUUAGGGAGUCACGGGACAUUCCAGCACUCAGUUUGGCUGCCAGAUCUGGUUCAUGCUGAGCAGCAGUUAUGUACCUCCUUGCACUGAAUUGCUGGUACAAGAACUAGAAAAGAACUACUCAAGCUCCUUGCAUCAUAGGAAGAAAAUGGAUUUUUUAGAAACAUUAUUAAAUAUGAACUAUAGUUCAGGAGAUGGGGGGUUUUCUAGAAGGUGCAGAUUCCAAUAGGUCAUUUUUAAAAACAGUUUCAGUGAAAACAGCCCAUUAUUGCAGUGGCAUGCACAUUCUGUGGUACUGAAGUUUUUCCUCACCCAACAGGAGAGCUGGGGCUGCAGACAGCUAGCUGCACAGCCACAAAGGUCAAGCUCCUGGGCCCAGAGUGGUGUAAAUUUGCACAUCCAUCAAGUUAAACCAGUUUUGCCAUGGACAUAAGUAGGACUGGGUUUGGCUCUGAAGAACUUGCUUUGACUCAGUCAGGUCACUUAGUUCUGUUGACCCGUGGAUCAGCCCUUUUGUAUUCUGAACAAAUGGGAGCUACGGUAGAAACUAUGUUUUAAUGAGUGCCUCAGCGCCUGGGAGUUCCAGCUUCCAUCCCUAGCUAGUACUUGGUGGUGUUUCUGAAGUACAGCGUAUCUUAAUCGAAUGCUUUGCAGAGGAACAGUAGUACAGCCAUUUUGUCUGUUUACCAGGCAUUGACUAGGUAAAAUGUGAAAGCCACAUGUUCUGCAAUAAGGAUCUUUCUAAAGGACUUGAUUUUGCACUGAAUAUUAAAAGCUUCCAAUGGUGUA